This is a messenger RNA of Zeugodacus cucurbitae (melon fly), 3822 nucleotides long. RefSeq lists its product as uncharacterized. The record is from RefSeq and is a predicted model, not a curated record. Bases 140 to 1696 code for a protein of 518 amino acids. Gene Ontology annotation, biological process: regulation of transcription by RNA polymerase II. The transcript is spliced from 6 exons. Gene Ontology annotation, cellular component: transcription regulator complex; nucleus. Lineage: Eukaryota; Metazoa; Arthropoda; Insecta; Diptera; Tephritidae.
ACAUAUGAUUAGUAAAAAAUAAUGGCAACACUGUAAAAUAAGCAGUCGUACCGUGACGUGAAAAUAAUUCACGCAUAAUGACACGCUACGGAAAAAUUGUUGUUGUUCCACCGACUACGUUAAUGAUAAAUAAUAAUAAAUGAAUAUGGAUAAUGUAAAAUUAAUAAGCCUGGUGAAACAACACGAAUAUCUCUACAGCAAAUAUGAUAAGGAUUUUAAAAAUUUAGAGAAGAAAAAGAUAACUUGGCAGCGAAUUGGUCGUGAGAUGGGCACGAAUGAAUCCCAUUGCAUACGUCGUUGGACAAAUUUACGAGAUAAAUACACAAGGGAAAGUCGGAGAACGACAGCACUAAUAAAUAAUGAUAUGACCACAACAAAAAUAUGGCAUUUAUUUGAUGAUAUGGAUUUUCUGAGGCCACAUAUAAUACCUAGAGGAAUUCGGCCGGAAGUGAAUUUUGGACUGAAAUCUUUUGAAGAGGCUAGUAAUGGUGAUGAAGAAAGAUAUAUUGUUGCACGAGAUGAUACGGCCGACUGUGAAUAUGUUAAUACAGAGCCAUUUCAGUUUACAGGUUCACAGUCGCCAAUGUCCGAGCAGCAGAUGGAACAUGAAGACGUUGAAAUGUUUCUUCCGACUGACACACUUUCUUCAACACCUCAAUCAAAUAACCAAAGUACCAGCAAAACAAACAAACUGCAUGAUACUGAUGUGAAUUUGUCAAAAUCUGCAAUACAGAAAAAAAACAACAGAAAACGAUAUUUUCAUUCCGAUGCCGAGGCGGCGCCAAGUUCUGUUUUGAAAAUGUUUAAACAAAUAUGUAGUGAAAUAAAAACGCGCCACCGUAAUCCCGCUGUGCAAGGCUUCGGGCAAAUGAUUGUGGAAACAAUAAGUAGUAUGUGUGAACGAAAACAAGCUUUAGCUAUGCAAAAGGUUACUGAAAUAGUAAUGAAUAUAAAAAUGGAGGAAUCGGACAAAACGGAACAGUUAACAAUGGAUGAUUUAAAACUCGUACAGCUAGUACGACAAUAUGGCUGCCUUUACGACAAAAGUAAUAAAGAUUUCAAAUCCGUUUCCAAGAAAAAGGCUGCAUGGCAACGCAUAGCUCGUGAGAUUGGAAUGGACGAAAGGAUGUGUUUACGCCGUUGGACGUAUAUGAGGGAGCGUUUUACAAAAGAAAACCGGCGUUUGACUGCACUUGCUAAUAAUGGUGUGACUACUCCAAACCUAUGGCCACUAUUCAAUGAAUUGACUUUUUUAAGGCAACACAUAAUACCACGAAUAAACCGUCAGAAGUGGACAUUUACGUCUGAAGGUAAGGUGGAGUAUAAUGCUGAAACUUCUAUGGGCGAGCACGAAGACACUGAACUAUAUGAAUGCGUCACGGAACCGUUUCAAUUUAAAAGUUCCUCAUCUUUCAUGUCCGAUCCGGAGACAUUAGAAGAAGAGGUUGAAGUUUUCAUACCUAAUCAUACGCGGCCAUCAUCAGCAAUUAAAGCGCAGAUACAAACACCAAAAACGCCCUAUCAUGAACAACAAAACAGCAAUACGAAACACAAUUAUGAGUCUAAUGCUGCUGUGCGAGGUUUCGGUCAAAUGAUUGUGGAAACCAUAUGUGGUAUGAGUGAACGAAAACAAGCAAUAGCUAUGCAAAAAGUAACCGAACUGGUAAUGAACAUAAAACUGGAACCCGAAAGUUAAAAAACUGUGUUUUGUCAUCAAUUAAUUAAAUAUUAAUAAGUUUUAAAAUAUGUUUGUGAACAUAUGUAUACAGCAAUAAAAUUAUAAUAUGUAAAAAUUAUUUAUAAUUUAGCGCAUAUAUAAAUGCAUGUAAACAAAAUAAUAAAAUACAUAGUUGUUUUAAAUAAAGUUAAUAAUUAUUUAAAAAAAAAACGUGUGACUAUACCCCCAGCGUAUAGCGAUUAGCUAUAAAUAUAUAAACAGUGAAAUCAAAUUUAAAAUCAAUAUAUGUAAUGCAAAAGAAUAAUAGUAGUAAUGCCUAAAUGUUGAACAAAACAACUAUGAAAGAAAACACUUUUCUUUCGUUUAGUUUUUGUAGUUUUUUUCACUUUAAUUGUUCUGCAUAAAUUUUUGUUUUGAAAUGAUUAGUACUUUUUAUAUUUAUUUAACGUUGUUGUUGUUGGUUGUGUAGUAAUUUUGUAGUUAUUUGUAUAAUUUAUUUAAGAACAAAUAAUCUGUUGUUUUUUUAAGACAAUUUUGUUUUUUAGUUGAUAUUGAAGUUGUUUUUUUUGGACUGUUGAAUUUUUUUUCACACUAAGCAGUGAUGUAAUAUAUAAAUACAGACAUUAAAAGGGGCAUAUAACUUGAUUUACGCUUUGUCAUUAUUCACUAUUCGAUUUGUUAUGCAUAUUUUUUUUUUGUCUUUAUGCAAAUAACCUUAGCAAAAUCCUUGCGAAUAGUGAAUUAUAACAAAGUAACAACAAUAUAUACCCACAUCUUAGUAUUAUAUACCAAUAUACCAGCUAAUACAUGUAUAUACUGUCUUCGCAUACAAUUGCUGUAUAACUAUUCAAUUUUUUUUUUACUUUAGUUCGAUCUUUGCGUGCUGUUUUAUUUUAUACAAUAAAAAAACAUAAGCUUGUAAUGCAGUUUUCCUUAAGGAAAAGUGAAACAAGCUACUGUCGCACUUCACGCUACACUGUGUUCAUAUAUAAAUAAUUACUUAUAGCUUUUAAUUUUAGUUUAACACUAGUUCUGAGUUUUCGCAAACGAAUUUAAAUUAAAAUUUAAUAAAAUAAGUUUAUAUAUUUUUUCACUUUUGGGAAAUUAAAAAUAUGUAUUUAAUAAAAAAUGUUGACAGCAGUGGUUUUAAGGUUCAUUUAAAAUUUUUCAGUUCAAAAAGUUGCACUAAUUAGUUAUUUUUAACUUUAUGCUAUUAUUUUUAUUUUAUCGUAAUAAAAAAAGUGUGACAAAUACCAAACAUUUUACUGUAUUUUUUUACUCUGUCUAUACUGAGUGGCUCCAAUUGCAAGAAAACAAAAUACAUAAGGGUUUAGUGUAAAACUUUAAUUGCGCUUAGAACUUCGCAGGACACACGGCUUGCUAACUGUAAUUUUGCUAAAUUUAUAUAUAUAUUUUGUAUAUAUCAUACUAAUGUGUGAUUUCGGUUAAAAAAAAAAAAUGAAAUGUUAGCCGUUGUGUGGUGAAUAAUACAUUGUGUGGUGGAUAUUACAUUGUGUGGUAGAUUCAGUUAUUACUAUUGUUGUUAUUACUAUUAUUUAAUUUAUUUUCUGAAUUUUCUUUACUGGUAGUAACUACCUUUCAAAGUUUUUAAGAUUUCGAUGAAGUUCUAAACGCAUAUAAAGUUAUUCCAACUAUUGAAUGGUCAAAUAUAUCGAACGCCAUAGCUGCCUAAACCGUUAAUCGCACACAAUAAAGAUCGACUUGCCGUUUAUAAUAAAUACGGUCUAAGUAACCGGAAUGAUCCAAAUUUAAAACUGAUGAAUUAUGUCCCUCAGCAGCAUUGCCAAAAACUAUUACAGACGCCGGUUUUGAGUUUACAACCAAAUUAACCAAAUAAAAUACAAUUGAACUCCCAUAACUCAAACUGAUAUAAUUCGAAGUUAUCCAUUAAUCGAACUCUUGAAUUAACAAUAGAAGUCAAAUUUAAUACAAAUUACCUUCCGUAACUCGAUGUCGCUCUAACUCAAAGUUUAUUUUUGUGGAUUAUGGUGAUUCUAGUUAGGGAAGUUCAACUGUAUUAUAAAUUCAAGUUUCUCGAAAACAAUUUUUUUCAGUUUUUGUAAUAUCACGGCAUUUCGAUUUUAUACAUAUGGAAUCUAAUAACCAUAGGUUAUUAAUACAAU